ACCUUCUGAAUCGAUUUGACAAUGGUGCCAUCGUUUCUAAGUUCAGUCUACUGGUUUGGAAAAUACCUUCGUCUCUGCUUCAUCACCGCCGGGCUCACUUCUCAGUUCACCGAUCUCGACAAUGGCAACACCACCAUUCACUUCUGGGGACCCGACCCGACCAAACCGACCUCUGGAAAACCGCCGUUGGUUCUGAUCCACGGCUUCGGCCCCAUACCCACGUGGCAGUGGCGAACCCAGGUUCAGUACUUCGCCCCGAAAUUCGAUGUCUACGUCCCCGAACUGGUCUUCUUCGGCAGCUCCACCACUCGACUGGGCGACCGCUCUGAGCAGUUUCAGGCGGACGCCGUCGCCGGACUGAUGGAGAAGAUCGGCGUGGAGAAGUACAGCGUGUUGGGGACGAGCUACGGUGGAUUCGUGGCGUACAAUGUAGCGAAGAGGUGGGGAGAGAGAGUUGAUAAGGUGGUGAUUGCGAGCUCUGCUACGAAUAUGAGAUUGAGAGACGGUGUGGAGUUGCUGAAGAGGGCCAAGGUGGAGAAGAUUCAGGAGCUUUUUCUUCCGACCACCGUUAAACAGUUGAGGACUUUGCUCAGUCUCACCGUGUAUCAGUUGCCGGAGUUUGUGCCCUACUCCUUACUAUACGACAUGAUCAGAAGAUUGUUCUAUGAUAAUAGAAAGGAGAAGUCUGAACUUUUUGAUGGAUUAACUAUUGGACGAGAUGAUGAAGCAAAGGUUGUUCCUUUAGAUAAGGAAGUGUUGUUAGUAUGGGGAGAUCAUGAUCAAAUAUUUCCUAUCGAGCUGACCAUUGAACUCAAACAGCUCUUAGGAAAGAAAGUGAAGCUAGAGGUGAUAAAAGAGGCAUCUCAUUUGCCCCAAAUUGAAAAGGCUGAUGAGUUCAAUAAGAUUGUCAAUAAUUUUUUGAGGGAGUAG
Humulus lupulus (European hop) is the source of this 930-nucleotide messenger RNA. RefSeq lists its product as uncharacterized. The transcript is spliced from 4 exons. Bases 22 to 930 code for a protein of 302 amino acids. The record is from RefSeq and is a predicted model, not a curated record. Lineage: Eukaryota; Viridiplantae; Streptophyta; Magnoliopsida; Rosales; Cannabaceae.